AUGCUAAGACUUUCUUUGGCUGCUGGUGAAUUGGAACGACCACUUGUUGGUCAAUCAGAAGCUGUUAUAUUAGAUUUAUGUUUACGUGAUCGUUAUUUACCUCAUUUAAUGUGCUGUGUCUGUAUUGAUGAAAUUGAUUCACUUGCUCCACGUCGUGAUGAAGAUUCAAGUGAAGGCAAAGUUGUCGGACGUCAAUAUACGGCAUCCCAUUAUAAUCAACAACGUACACAUUGGUUUGAGAAUAAGGAUCAAUUGAAUUCACAUAAGGGUACAGAUGCAGUACAACCAAUAACACUUGAUAAUAUAUAUUCAACAUGUUUACAAUCGUUAAAUGUAUCUACUGAAGAUGGCCACAGAAAAUAUCAUCUAGUGUUUAAUGUAGAUGAAGCAAAUUACGGUCUGUUGAAAUCUUGUGGAAAUGUUCCCGAUGGAUGUGCAGAUGAUUGUUUCUUUGGUGUAUCAAUUGAUAAUUUGAAGCCCUAUCAGCAAGACCAACCGAAUAAUAGUACAGUUUCAAUGGAAUCAAGAAGAAAAAAUCUGACUGGUGGUGAAAAAGUCAAAAAGCCUAUCAAAGAUAAAAAAGUCAAAAAGAUUAACAAUGAUAACAAAAUCAAAAAAGAUUAA
Messenger RNA from Rotaria sp. Silwood1, 624 nucleotides. NCBI's taxonomy places the organism in Eukaryota, Metazoa, Rotifera, Eurotatoria, Philodinida, Philodinidae. The record is from the annotation of a GenBank genome assembly.